This is a messenger RNA of Didymodactylos carnosus, 757 nucleotides long. The record is from the annotation of a GenBank genome assembly. Lineage: Eukaryota; Metazoa; Rotifera; Eurotatoria; Philodinida; Philodinidae.
AAGUAGGAAAUUCUGAAUGAUGAAACGUAAUGAAGGACUUGACUUUUGAAAUGUUGCGUAACUCCGAGAUUUUAAAUUCCUUUUCGUUUUGAAGAACACAUGCGUUUUAAAGAACAUUAUUAUGCACAGAUUAGGCUAGUUUAAAAAGAUGUGAGAUGAGUCGAAAACGUCCCACAAAUGUGGCACAACACUAGAAAAUGGUCCAAAUCGUUUUGACUGAAAUCAAGUUGUCAGAUGUCUACAACGCAUUUCAACACAAAGGAAAAACCAUAUUCAAUUCAUCAUCUUGAAUACUGGAUGAACCAGUGUUCAAAGGUAAGGCAAGUUAGGGAUGCUUGGCAUCUGACGGACAAUUAUUCUCAUAAGUUUUUCAUAACACAUCUCGAUGUGUUAGUCUAGAAAAUAUCAUGGCUUUGCGAUAAGCUGUUCUUCAGAUUCGCUGGAACGAGGAUGUCCCCUUAAUGAGAACUAAAAUAUAUCAAAAAUUUCAACAGAUAAAUAAUACCAUGGCAUAAGUUGGAAAGAAAGAAACAAGAAAAACAGCUGUUAUUCAUAGAAAUGCGGGCGCAGAUUAAAAAGAAAAGUAAGCUACAGCUGCUCCAAUGACUGUAGAACCGAAAUUGUAUUAAAACGUAUUAUUGUUGUUUAUAGAAAAUAUGAUCGAUUAUUUGAGCAAGAUGAUAAUGAAAGUCGCAAACGUAGUAUUGAGAAAGAUACAGGUGGAAUUAUAAAAAAUGAUGAUAUACCAAUUGUUUAG